AUGGAGAUCUCCACACUGCCGGAGCUGCUGGGCUUCAGAGAGCUGCUGCUGUGUGUGAUUACAGCUGGAGUCCUGGCGGCUGUGUGUUUCUGUGCUGGGUAUGAGCUCGGGAGAGAGGAGAGGAGUGUACACACCGCCCAGGACCACGGACAGAACGUCUCCUCAGGUCUUCCACAUUCUUCUGAUGAAACCAGGGACUGGCCCGCCUCUGAGAAGUGUCUGUCCAUGUGUGUAAAAGUAAGCAAUACUACAGUAUGUUUGAACUUUCAGGAGUUUCUGGAUGAUGAGCUCGGUGAUCAGGUAAACAUGAAGAAGAGCUAUGUAAUGAAGCUGGAGAACAGAGUGACGGCGCUGGAGGAGCUGCUGUGUGGGAUUCGCAGUGAGACUGAAAUAAAAAGCAUGGAGCUUGACCAAGAGCGACAGACUCUCAGCACGCUAAAGGAAAAGUAUGAGGACGCGUUAAAGCAGAACGAGGCGUUAGAAAACGAUUGCGAGCUGAGGUUCCAGACUGAAAGAGCAAACUUUCUGGAGAAAAUGCUCCACAUGGUUGCUGGACAGUCUGAAGUAAAAAGCAAGCUUGACCGAGAGCGACAGGCUGACAGCACGCUGAAUGAGAAAUAUGAUGAGAUGACCAGCGAGUUAGACGAGGAUCAUGGGCUAUUCCAGAAGAACAGAGCAAACAAUCUGGAGAAAAUGCUCUUUGCCAGAAUCACACAGUCUGGACUAAAAAGCAAGGAGCUGAAUCGAGAGCAACAGACUGACAGUAUGAUGUAUGAUGAGGCGAUAGGGCAGAACGAGGACUUACAAGUGAAUGAAACGGAAAACACAAACUUUCUGGAGGAAAUCCUCGAUGCGGUUGUUGGACAGUCUGAGAAAAGAAGCAACGACCUUAAAGAGGAGCGACUGCCUUACUGCAUCCUAAAGGUGAAGUAUGAGGAGCUGGUGAACCAGAAUGAGCAGUUAAACAAGAGUUACGAGCUGAUAGACCAGGGGGACAGAGGGAUCUAUGUUGAGCAGACGCUCGAUGCGGUCGCUGGACAAUCUGAGCACAAACAUGAGGUCGCGCUGGCUAAAGCUGAGGAGAAAGCUCAGAGCUCUCUGGAGUACAAUGAGAAUCUGAGGCACUUAAACAGCAGACUAAAUGACCAAGUACUACAGCUCACAAACCUAGUGAAAUUUCAGAGGAGUCGACUCUGUGACGCAGAACAGAUGUGUGCAAACUUAAUCAGGACGUUGGAGCAAAACCAAGAGCGACAGGAUUACAUCCACCUUUGGUCUCAGUAUGAAGACUCUGUGGCCACUGUGGCUAAAGCUAGGAGGAUAACUAAGGAUGCCUUGGAGGCCAACAAUCGUCUGAAGUAUGAGAAAUCCGUCUUGAUUAACCACAUGGAAAUGCUCGGGGGCACAGUGGAGAACAUGCAGGAAGAACUCUAUAAGAGUCACAAGGCACACAUCAAGUUAUUUAAGAGUACACUGGCACUUGAGAACUUGAAGCUGAGGGAGCGAGUGAAAACACUUCAGGAGAAGUUGGGGGAAGAAACUGAAGAGCAAAUGGAGGAGCAGGAGAAGGAGCAUCAGGAUCGCCAAAACAUCUUGUCCCAGCACGAAGACAUUAUGAUCGUGCUGACUAAAGCUGAGGAGAAAGCUCAGGCUGCUCUGGAGUUCAAUGCUAAGCUGAUGCUUGAGAACGCCAACCUGAAGGACAAAGUGAAAACACUGGAAACUGUAGUGGAGGAUUUGGACAAACACCUCCCUGGGACUAGCUGGAUGUUUUAAGAGAAAGGGAUCAGGUGCAGGAAUGACCGUGUCCUACAUCUAAGAAAAGGAAAUGGACAUUUUUUAGUUUAGAGACUGUAGUGUGUUUUUUCCCCCUUUUUUUU
Clarias gariepinus (North African catfish) is the source of this 1880-nucleotide messenger RNA. RefSeq lists its product as uncharacterized. The record is from RefSeq and is a predicted model, not a curated record. NCBI's taxonomy places the organism in Eukaryota, Metazoa, Chordata, Actinopteri, Siluriformes, Clariidae. The coding region runs from base 1 to 1776 and encodes 591 amino acids. The transcript is spliced from 18 exons.